CUCUCUGCACCCCACGAGGAAGAAGCCUUGGAGCGAGAGAGGAGGCAGCGGGGCUCGGGGCUUGAAGGAACAUGAGGUCUUCUGGGCUUUCAAGAGGAAGAGCUGGUGGACUGCAUAGACAUUGACAACCAUUUGUGUGACGAGAGUGGGACCUGCGACAGGAAAGUCAUCACUUUGGAUAUAUACGUUAAAUCUUAGCCAGUUGCUAGAGGGCAGAAAAUUACCAGACAUGUCCAUAGCCCUCAAGCAAGUUUUUAAUAAGGACAAGACGUUCCGUCCCAAACGCAGAUUUGAACCUGGGACCCAGAGGUUUGAGCUCCAUAAACGAGCACAGGCCUCGCUGAACUCGGGAGUGGACCUGAAAGCAGCCGUGCAGCUGCCCAAUGGAGAAGACCUAAACGACUGGGUGGCAGUUCACGUUGUUGACUUUUUCAACAGGAUCAACCUGAUCUAUGGAACUAUCUGUGAGUUCUGCACAGAGAGGACCUGCCCGAUGAUGUCUGGUGGCCCUAAGUAUGAGUACCGGUGGCAGGAUGACUUGAAGUACAAGAAGCCCACUGCAUUGCCAGCACCCCAGUAUAUGAACCUUCUCAUGGACUGGAUCGAGGUGCAGAUCAACAAUGAGGACAUAUUCCCUACUAGUGUGGGUGUUCCCUUUCCAAAGAACUUCCUUCAGAUCUGCAAGAAGAUCCUGUGCAGGCUGUUCCGGGUAUUCGUUCACGUCUACAUUCAUCACUUCGACCGCAUCAUCAUCAUGGGAGCUGAGGCCCACGUCAAUACCUGUUACAAGCACUUUUAUUACUUUGUAACAGAGCUCAAUGUCAUAGACCGCAAGGAGCUAGAGCCUUUGAAAGAGAUGACAACCAGGAUGUGUCACUAAAGAGCCACCCGUCGAACAGAAGAGAAAUCCAGUUUCAUCCUUAUUGCAAAGCUAGAGGUCAUGAGAGACCUCCUGGGCUGAACCUGCCUGUUAAUUCCCACGGGUGGGAAAGUCAAGGACAGAAGGUUACUUUCACAGAUGCUUCUCAACAUUGUGUGUGCUCUUAACCCUGAAAAUGCUGCUAGGAGCCUCCUCUGAAUGAUGUGGAUUACCAAGUGAGAAAGAAUUGUCUUGGAAUUUUUUUCUGGUUCCUGAAUUAUUGAGGAGGAAUUCUUCAGUCACAGUGACGUUCCAUGUUCCUGCUGUUCAAGCUUUCCUGGAACUCAGGUUUUUAGGCUGGCCUGUAUAUUUGUAAUUUUGAAAUGAACCUGUGUUGUUAGUUGAAAAGAUUUUGUAUACUUUGAUUUUGUGUACUUUGUUUUCCAAGUUCAGCACAAUAUUAAGAAUUCUGGAACUUCAGCAAGAUUUUCAGGUGGAGCCUUCCA
This is a messenger RNA of Terrapene triunguis (Three-toed box turtle), 1365 nucleotides long. Its product is annotated as MOB kinase activator 3B. The record is from RefSeq and is a predicted model, not a curated record. Bases 230 to 880 code for a protein of 216 amino acids. Gene Ontology annotation, biological process: positive regulation of protein phosphorylation; signal transduction. Gene Ontology annotation, cellular component: cytoplasm; nucleus. Lineage: Eukaryota; Metazoa; Chordata; Testudines; Emydidae. The transcript is spliced from 4 exons. Gene Ontology annotation, molecular function: protein kinase activator activity.